Molecule: messenger RNA, 2891 nt
Organism: Mytilus californianus (California mussel)
Lineage: Eukaryota; Metazoa; Mollusca; Bivalvia; Mytilida; Mytilidae
Product: zinc finger protein 658B-like
Exons: 2
Coding region: 194-2698 (834 amino acids)
Cellular component (GO): nucleus
Source: RefSeq, a predicted model, not a curated record
AUUUUAUUUUGAGGCGCACGUCACGCUAAGGUUAAAUUAAGCUCGUUUACCUUUACUAGUCUAACAAAUGUUUGGCUGAAUUAUGUUUAAGAGUGGACAAGAAGGUGCAUGGCAUUAGAAAAGAUUUUAUCGUGAAAAUUUAGCAUUCUCCGUUACAAUCUCUGUUAUUCUAACCUGACUAGACAAUUCUAAGAUGUUUCGCAGUGGUCAUGGUGGACAGGAGUUGACGGGAAAAGAUAGAUUUUCAGAAACAAAAAAUAAAGAGCUUUUAACUGUUAUCUCCCCCGACCAACCAACAGAAAAUUUAGAGACGUUCCACGGCAGACAGGACGAGACAGAAAUAAAUAUGGUUUCUGAUACUGAAAUCUCCCCUGAACAACCCACAGACAAUUUAGAGACGUUCCACGGUGGGCAGGACAAGACAGACCCUGAACAACCAACAGACAAUUUAGAGAUGUUUCACGGCGGACAGAACAAGGCAGACCCUGACCAACCUACAGACAAUUUAGAGAUGAUCCAUGGUGGACAGGACAAGACAGAAACAAAUAUGGUUUCUGACACUCAAAAUAUACUAACAGUCAUCCCUCUUGAUCAGACUAGUACAGACCAACUGAUGGACAAGGCAUAUCAGACUAGGAAGAAGUUUGAUGCUGGUAAUGAAUGGGGUAAAGAGUACCAGGGAAGUGUGUAUGGUAAAGAAUGUCAUGGUAAUGUUUGUGCUAAAGAAUGUCAUGGUAUUGGUUGUGGUAAAGAAUGGCAUGGUAAUGUUUGUGGUAGAGAAUGUCAUGGUAAUGAAUGUGGUAAAGAACGUCGUGGUAAUGUUUGUGGUAGAGAAUGUCAUGGUAUUGGUUGUGGUAAAGAAUGGCAUGGUAAAGAGUACCAGGGAAGUGUGUAUGGUAAAGAAUGUCAUGGUAAUGUUUGUGGUAAAGAAUGUCAUGGUAAUGUUUGUGGUAAAGAAUGUCAUGGUAUUGGUUGUGGUAAAGAAUGUCAUGGUAUUGGUUGUGGUAAAGAAUGGCAUGGUAAUGUUUGUGGUAGAGAAUGUCAUGGUAUUGGUUGUGGUAAAGAAUGGCAUAGUAAAGAGUACCAGGGAAGUAUGUAUGGUAAAGAAUGUCAUGGUAAUGUUUGUGGUAAAGAAUGUCAUGGUAUUGGUUGUGGUAAAGAAUGGCAUGGUAAUGUUUGUGGUAGAGAAUGUCAUGGUAAUGAAUGUGGUAAAGAACGUCAUGGUAAUGAAUGUGGUAAAGAAUGUCAUGGUAUUGGUUGUGGUAAAGAGUACCAGGGUUGUGUGUAUGGUAAAGAAUGUCAUGGUAAUUUUUGUGGUAAAGAAUGUCAUGGUAGUUUUUGUGGUAAAGAAUGUCAUGGAAAUGAAUGUGGUAAAGAAUGUCUUGGCAAUGUUUGUGGUAAAGAAUGUCACGGUAAUUUUUGUGGUAAAGAAUGUCACGGUAAUUUUUGUGGUAAAGAAUGUCAUGGUAAUGUUUGUGGUAAAGAAUGUCAUGGUAAUGUUUGUGGUAAAGAAUGUCAUGGUAAUGAGUGUGGUAAAGAAUGUCAUGGUAAUGUUAGUGGUAAAGAAUGUCAUUGUAUUGGUUGUGGUAAAAAAUGUCAAAGAAAUAUGUGUGGUAAAGUGUGCAAAAGUAAUAUUUUUGGUAAACAGUCGCAAAAUUGUGUGUGUGGUAACGAGUACCAAAGUAAUUUGUGUGGUAAAGAGUUUCAAAGUAAUUUGUGUGGUAAAGAGUUUCAAAGUAUUUUGUGUGGUAAAGAGUUCCAAAGUAAUGUGUGUGAUACAAAUUACCCAAGUAAUAUAUGUGGAAAAGAUUUCAACGGUAAAGUGUGCAUAUGUAAUAUUUGUGGUAAAGAACGUCAUGGUAAUAAUUGUGGUAAAGAGUGCAAAACUAGUGCAUGUGGUAAACAGUGCCAAGAAAAGGCAUUCAGCUUAUGUAGUAAAGGAUUUCAUCAGACUCGGGUCUUAAAGAGUCGCAUUAUAAAACAUAAAGGCUAUGAACCUUUUAAAUGUGGAAUGUGUGAAGUGGAUUUCAGUAAGAAUAAAUACCUACAACAACACAUGAGGAUACAUACUGUUGAUAAACCUUAUAGAUGUGAAGUUUGUGGUUCAGUAUUUCGCAUGUCACAUCACUUACGGAUACACACAAGAACACAUACUGGUGAUAAACCAUUCAAAUGUGAUAUAUGUGAUAAGGCAUUUAGACAAAGUUCUCAUGUGCUGACCCACAAGAAAACACAUACAGGUGAAAAACCGUGUAAAAUAUGUAAAUGUGAUGUAUGUGAAAAGGAAUUUAGUCAGCGUCCUGACUUAAACGGACACAUGAGAACACAUACGGGUGAUAAACCUCAUCAAUGUGAGGUAUGUGAUAAAACUUUCAGUAGGAAGGAACACUUACGACUACACAUGAAAAUACAUACUGGCGAUCAACCGUUUGCAUGUAAUGUAUGUGGUAGAGGUUUUAAUUAUAAAAUCGACGUUCAAAGACACUCAAGAAGGCAUUCUAAAUGUGUUGAAAGACCUUAUAAAUGUAAUAUUUGUGAUAAAGAUUUUAUUCGGAAACAGAACUUACAGAAUCACAUGAGAAUACAUACAGGGGAAAACCCAUAUGAAUGUGAAACCUGUGGUCAAACAUUUAGUCUUUCAAUUUUCUAUGCUAGACAUAUGGCAAAGCAUGGUGCUGAGAAGGACAAAUUAGUUUAGUUCAAAAUAAGCAAAAUAAGGAAUUCAUAUGGCUGACAUUCUGACCUAUAUUUCUAAGGGAUGAAACUCUAAACGAAUUGCCUUUUUGUAUGACCAUAUCUUCAUAAACGUUAUAUAUUUGACAAAUAGUGUUAAAUAAAUAGGGAACUAUCAUUUAACUUUAAAAAAAUAUUCUGAUUAAUGUAUUCGUCAU